Molecule: messenger RNA, 1325 nt
Organism: Brachypodium distachyon (stiff brome)
Lineage: Eukaryota; Viridiplantae; Streptophyta; Magnoliopsida; Poales; Poaceae
Product: glutaminyl-peptide cyclotransferase
Exons: 11
Coding region: 43-1062 (339 amino acids)
Molecular function (GO): glutaminyl-peptide cyclotransferase activity
Source: RefSeq, a predicted model, not a curated record
AAGAGCGGUCAAAAUCCUGAACAGUUGACCUUUCUACUCCAAAUGACCUCCGGCUCCCGACGGAGGCCCCCGCCGCCUCGCCGCCGCGCCACCAUGCCACCCACCCCCAUGUCCAUAUCCGCCCCCAGCGCCUCCCCGCCGCCUCUCUACCGGCGCCGCCGGGUCAUCGCAGCCGCCGCCGCCGCACUUGCCGCGCUCCUCAUCCUCCUCGCCGCCGCCGCAUUCUGGCACCCUGACCCCCUACCGGCGGCGCUCCUCCGCCGCAUCCCGGAACCGGCGAAGGCCUCCAUGCCCUCCACCAGGUUCUACUCGUUCGACCUGGUCCGCGAGUACCCCCACGAUCCCUACGCCUUCACCCAGGGUCUCUUGUAUGGGGGAAACAACACUCUUUUCGAGUCCACUGGCCUUUAUGACAGGUCAUCGGUCCGACAGGUUGAUCUUCAAACUGGAAAAGUUUUAGUUCAGCACCAAAUGGAUGGACAUAUGUUUGGAGAAGGUCUAACACUUCUUGGUGACAGAUUAUUUCAAGUUACUUGGUUGAAGAAGGAUGGAUUUAUAUACGAUCGACAUAACUUCAGCAAUCGUGAGAGUUUUACCCAUAAAAUGCUUGACGGGUGGGGCCUCGCUACUGAUGGAAAGGUUCUAUUUGGAAGUGAUGGUACCUCAAAGUUGUACCAGCUGGAUCCAAAAUCACUUGAAGUCACGAAGACGGUGACCGUGAAAUAUCAAGAUAGUGAAAUUCCCUAUCUUAAUGAACUGGAGUAUAUAAAUGGUGAAGUAUGGGCAAAUGUCUGGCAGACAGAUUGCAUAGCUAGAGUUUCACAUGAAGAUGGCCUAGUUGUGAGCUGGAUCUUUCUUCAUGAGCUUAGGAGACAAUUAUCGAGGUCUGGCAAUAUGGAUAUUGAUGUUUUGAAUGGUAUAGCUUGGGAUGAAGAAAAACAAAGAUUGUUUGUGACCGGAAAAUUGUGGCCAAAGCUUUAUGAGAUUAAGCUACGCCUGGUGGACGGCCCCCCAGAUGGAUCCGUAGAGAAACUAUGCCCAAAGCCAAGAUUAUAUCGCUGAGAAGUGUCAACCGAUGCCGCCUGGUCCAUGGGACAUCAAGCUGGAAGAAUGUCAUGAUUGGCACAUGUAUUACACCUGAUUUGAGGCAAUGGGCAGUUCCCUGUUCGAGAUUUUUGUUGUGUGUUCAUAGUGAUCGGAAGGGAGCUGCUAAUCAGUUUCAUGCUAGACACGGGUAUAGUUGUAUAAUUAUGUUUCCUCCUGAUGUAAAAGAUUCUAGUGCAAACAGCUCUAAUCACCAAAAGAACAAUUCAUUACAGCACAAA